Molecule: messenger RNA, 1822 nt
Organism: Salvelinus fontinalis (brook trout)
Lineage: Eukaryota; Metazoa; Chordata; Actinopteri; Salmoniformes; Salmonidae
Product: E3 ubiquitin-protein ligase MARCHF5-like
Exons: 7
Coding region: 385-1347 (320 amino acids)
Molecular function (GO): zinc ion binding
Source: RefSeq, a predicted model, not a curated record
UGAUUUCUCAGCCUCUGACGGGCUUGUUAUUGUUGGUGACGUAAUACGCAUCAGAAGUUCCCGUGCGUUACCUCAUAGAGAGAGCCAGUCAAUUGAUUCAAGCGGUCGCGCCGAAGCGUUAAAAACUAGUUUUUAGCAAACUAUUAAACUGAAACCGUAGAUGAAGCAUCGAGUUGUAAUGCAGUAGUUAUGACUGCAAAGGAACUGGAUUAUAGUUCAAGUUUUAGCUAGUUCAUUUCGAUUAGACACGUUAGCCGGCUAGCUAACGUUAACCUCUUCGUCUUCGUGCCAACAGAAAAAGCCUCGCCGCUUUCAACAAGGCCUAGCUAGCUAGCUACCUAACCUGCAUAUGUAAUUAAUACACUCAACACGUUUAUUGGCCACAUGUCGGAAGAGAGCGCAUUGGUAAUGCAACAGAAUUUGGACAGGAGCUGCUGGGUGUGCUUCGCAACGGACGAGGAUGACCGCACGGCGGAGUGGGUGCGUCCGUGUCGCUGCCGUGGCUCCACCAAGUGGGUGCACCAGGUGUGUCUGCAGCGCUGGGUGGACGAGAAGCAGAGGGGCAACAGCACGGCCCGCGUGGCCUGUCCUCAGUGCAACGCCGAAUACCUCAUCGUCUUUCCCAAGCUGGGGCCGGUGGUGUAUGUGCUAGACCUGGCGGACCGGCUAAUCUCCAAGGCCUGUCCCUUCACCGCCGCUGGCAUCAUGGUGGGCUCCAUUUACUGGACCGCUGUCACCUACGGGGCCGUCACUGUCAUGCAGGUGGUGGGCCAUAAGGAGGGCCUGGACGUGAUGGAGCGGGCAGACCCCCUGUUCCUGCUCAUCGGCCUGCCCACCAUCCCCGUCAUGCUGAUCCUGGGGAAGAUGAUCCGCUGGGAGGACUACGCGCUGCGCCUCUGGAGGAAGUACUCCAACAAGCUGCAGAUCCUCAACAGCAUCUUCCCAGGUCAGAAAGGACACACUGGCUCAGCUUGCUGGGCAAAAGCUUGUGCACUCCUCUACCCCAGUCGGCUGCCCCAACUAAAGAUACCAACUCAAACUGGGAUUGGGUGUCCAGUGCCUCGUAUCCCGGCAGAGGCCAGCCCCUUGGCGGACCACGUGUCAGCCACCAGAAUCCUAUGUGGCGCCCUGGUCUUUCCCACCAUCGCCACCAUCGUAGGCAAACUCAUGUUCAGCAGCGUCAACUCCAACCUGCAGAGGACCAUCCUGGGUGGGAUUGCGUUUGUGGCCGUCAAGGGAGCGUUUAAGGUGUACUUCAAACAGCAGCAGUACCAGAGGCAAGCCCACCGCAAGAUCCUCAACUUCCCCGAGGCAGAGGAGGCCUGGACAGACAGACAGACACACUGACACACAGGGGGAGUGGAUGGAGCGGAACAGUGAACUCUGAGCAGGAACACUGUCGGACAGACACAGGGAUCGUUGGUGCCCCCUACCUCUUGUACCCCUCCGAGCAGCCUCGCCUCACAUUCUGUUUCUGCUCUCAGCGGAGUCCUUGUCCUAUGCUGCUGACAUUUGUGCUGUACGACUAUCGCCAUGAUCUAUUGCGUUUUUAAAAGACGUAGACUUAUACAGACAUGCGCGCGCGCGCACACACACACUCAUGCAUAUUGCACACAGGAAUGUGACUUGUGUUUUUGUGACUGCCGCAUUGCAGUAUUUUUUUUUUACAUAACCAGUGCUUGCUUAUUUUAAGAUAAAUCUGGGACCAGGUGUAAUUAUUAGGCAGGAAAGUUUUAUAAAUUCUGUUUGCCAAUGUGAAGGGUUUAAUGAGGAAUAUUGCUUUCCUGUGUUUGAGAAAUACGAAUAAAGUAUCUAUCACUAA